Molecule: messenger RNA, 1737 nt
Organism: Bactrocera neohumeralis
Lineage: Eukaryota; Metazoa; Arthropoda; Insecta; Diptera; Tephritidae
Exons: 6
Coding region: 877-1629 (250 amino acids)
Source: RefSeq, a predicted model, not a curated record
UUUAGAUGAAAUCAGCAAUUGGAAAGCGACAGAGUUUAGGCAGUUUUUAUUGUAUAUAGGCAUAUUUGUCCUAAAAGAUUGUAUUAGUAGUGACCAUUACUACCAUUUUUUAUUAUUGCACGCAGGAAUAAGGCUGUUAUCAUGUGAAAAAUCAUAUAGUACUGAAGCUAACGUUGCCCAACAAAUAUUACAAGAAUUCGUUGAUUUGUUUGGGAAUAUAUACGGAGACCAUUUAGUUAGUUAUAACGUGCAUGGUUUACUGCAUUUAACUGACUGCACUAAGCAAUUCGGUCCUCUAGAUCAGUUUUCAGCCUAUAAGUUUGAAAACCAUAUGCAAUAUUUAAAAAAACUUAUAAAUAAACCGAAUAAAAUCCUUCAGCAAUUGCAUUUAAGACUUGAUGAAAGAACUAAUACAAACAUUGAACCCAACAAAACUUUAAAAAUUAAUUUAUUUAAUAUAGAAUUUAAAAAAGAAAAAGAUUCUUAUUGUUUUAGUGAAAAAUUAGGGCCCAUAAAAGUAAUAACUAUGUCAGACGAAUCUGGUUGCGUUAUGGUAUCUGCACAUUGUUUUUUAGAUGUUGAAAAUUAUUUUGAAGAACCUUUAGAAUCGUCAUCGGGUUUAGGUAUUUUAGUAGCGAAGAAAUUAGAUAAAAAGGUAUUUAAAAUCAAAAAAGACGACAUAGUUUACAAAUAUUUCUCUAUUCCACAUGAGGGAAAGUUUCUCCUUAUACCCAUUCUACAUCAUUUAUUUCAUAAAUUUUCAAAUUAGGAUUUUUAAGUAUUUAUGUACAUAUAUUUUUCUCGGCUCAUUUUAUUACAUUUUCUUAAAUUUUUGGAAAAGAACUUUGAUACUGCCAAUUUUUAUUUCUCAAUUAGAUGGAAAAUAUAUUUGACGAAAUUGACUUGGAGGAUUGUCCAACAACGUCUUCAACUCCCGCAAAAGACCAAUUACAUUUAAAGCGUAAAAAGUUUAACACGUCUGGUUGCUACAAUACAGAGGUCAGCAUUUCAAAACGACCUGUGGAAGGAAACGAGGUUAUUGACAUUUUAACCACUAUUUCCAAACAGCUUGACGAUUUGACGACGAGGGUAUGCGAUUUGGAAACUAAAAUCGAUAAGCAUUUAAAAGAAAAUAUUAUUCAUAAAAGUGAAGAAAUGGCGCAGCAAAAAACGGUUCGUGAAUGCAAGGUCCUCAUCCGCAAAAUUCAUCAAUCGGUAUGCCGAAUGACUGGUGAAGAUGUCGACAACGUUCAAACCGAAAUUGCUUCCACCCUACCAUUAAAUACGCUUGCUGCAGCUUUGGAAAUGGACGAAAAAUUGAAAUGCGACGAAUUUGCUGCUACAACGAAACAAUUCGUUUUGAGGAUAAAAGGUACUUCAGAUAGUGUACAUGAUGUGUUGCGAAGUCUGUACACUGAUGAACUUCUUUAUUUAUGUAACUGGGACGGUAGGGGUGGGAAGCAACCUCUCUCCAAAUUCCUGCUGGUUUCCAACAUUUUAUACGAUUCAUUCAUAACGUAUGGAUUGGCAAUGUUCGAAAAACAAGUUCGAAAAGCCAUUGAAAUGAGACACCAUAGGCACAAACAAAGAAUUUAUAGGAAGAGGAAAACUGAGGAGAGAACCCUUUAAAUAUUUAAUAAAAAGUUAUAUGUAUUUCUGAUAUUAUUAAAAAUAAUUAUUUUAAUACAUACCAGAUUUUAAGAAAGCAUUGCAAAGCAGGAAUUGAAUUAAUAAUGA